Messenger RNA from Poecile atricapillus (Black-capped chickadee), 1630 nucleotides. Its product is annotated as protein mono-ADP-ribosyltransferase PARP12-like. NCBI's taxonomy places the organism in Eukaryota, Metazoa, Chordata, Aves, Passeriformes, Paridae. Gene Ontology annotation, molecular function: NAD+ poly-ADP-ribosyltransferase activity. The coding region runs from base 656 to 1561 and encodes 301 amino acids. The transcript has 9 exons. The record is from RefSeq and is a predicted model, not a curated record.
CUGAGGGCUGAGCGAGCCUGUCUUGCAGGGCUCUGUGCUCAGCACAUACAGGUUUGUGUGGCUCAGUGUGGCUCUGCUUGCUGCAAAACCCCCACCAGUGCCAUCACUGACCCUGGGGACAGCAGGAGGAAUGAUGCACCCACUUUCUGCACCGAGAUUUGGGGGGGUCACUUUACAAUGCAAAAACAGCUGUUGGGUUUCCAAGAAUGAUGUUCAGCAGAAGCUGCUCAUUAUAGAAAGGAGAAGAUCCUGAAUAUCCCCAGCUAUUGGAAGGCUGGGAGGAAUUUGCUUUAGAUAAGUGCGAUGACAGGAACCCAGAAGCAGGGAUAAACUCUGCUGGUUCAUAGUGAUGUUGAUUUUGCAGCUGUAUCUGCCAAAGCCCUGGGCUGUGCCUGGCCGGCCGGCUCGUACUUGGCAGAUGCGCAUGCGUCUGUCGCAAUAACCAGAAGGAAAUGUUACUCAGCCCCACUUCCUCAAGGGUCUGUGGCAGAGAGGAAUCCGUGGUCCCACGGUGAGAGGCUGCGAGGAAGACUGUGAGGUGCUGUGUCUAGGAUAGAGUGCAGAGCAGAGACUUUGCUGGGCAGAGCAAGCAGCCAGGUGCCCAUCUGCUCUUCUGCACUUGAGUUGUCUCCUGACCCAUCUGUCUGCUGCUGAAAUGGAGUAUGUCUGGUAUUGGCUCGAUGAUUCCAAGCAAUGGAUUGAGUACGGGAAAGAGCACCCAGAUCACGUCACUGCCACUGUAACAUCUGCAUUUCUGGAGAAUGAAUAUCUAGCUGACAAGAAUGGUGUUAUUUUUUUCAGGGCUGGUUCUCAGAAGUAUAAGUUAGACUUUGCAGACAUGAUCCAAACAAAUCUGCUCUUUCAAACUCAAAGAAGUGUUAUUCGACUGCCUAAACAGCCUGAAGGUGGACAAGAUGGAAGCCAAAACAUGACUCUCUCGCAUCCUGUCUAUCCUCCACAGUGGGACAAAACUGCUCUACCUGAUAUCGGGUUCAAGUUGAUACAGCUCAGUUAUGAUUCCCAAGAAUAUAGAAAAAUCAAGAGUCUGUUUGAGAAGACAAUGAAAAAUUACUGCAUCAACCAACUGCAGAGGAUCCAGAACCCAACACUUUGGGACAUUUUUCAGUGGCAAAAAGAAAAGAUGAGGAAGCUCCAUCAAUUGAAAGCGGUAAAUGAGAGGCUCCUGUUCCAUGGCACAAGUCCAUCCCAUGUGUCUGCCAUCUGUGAGCAGAACUUUGACUGGAGACUCUGUGGGACUCAUGGGACGAUGUAUGGAAAAGGAAGCUACUUUGCCAGAGAUGCCAGCUAUUCCCACGAGUACUGUUCCUCUCACAGUGGGCGCUACAGAAUGUUUGUAGCCCAGGUUCUUGUUGGAGACUUUGUGCAGGGGAAUCCUGAGUACUGCCGCCCUCCACCCAGAGCCAAAAAUUCAAACAGACUUUAUGACAGCUGCGUGGAUGACCCGACAGACCCUUCCAUCUUUGUCAUCUUUGAGAAGCAACAAAUUUACCCUGCCUAUAUCUUGGAGUACAGCACUGAGACCAGCUGUGUGGUCCUGUAAUGAAUGGUGGAAUGUCCUUUGAAUUCACACUGAAUAAAUUACUCUUCAGUACUUUUUUUUUUUUAAUGU